AUGGCCUUCGCCUUUUCCCGGUCCAUGAGGAAGGUCAACCGGGAUAAGGGGGCCUGCAUUAUGUCACAUAGACUUUCGGAUAGCUGGGGGCAUGGCCAUUCUGUCGCUUCAGGUAGGAUGACUGCAACUCUAUAAAUUGGCUGACAGAUGUCACAACAUCACAUGACUCUUCUGAGGAAGACUGCGGGAAGUUUGCAGUCAAAACAUUAGAAAAAAAAAGGUCUUGUGUCUCGAUAGAAAACAGUAUUAAUGCAUAUUGAAUCCUUUUGGGCAUUUAGAGCUCCAGUUAAAACUGAAUUACAGCUUAGACUAUCGAACAUCCAGGUAACAAACAAACAGGAGAAAACAUUUUCAAACUGCUGUCAAGAUUUCACUUCGUUUCCCAACUUUUAACGAUGACGAUCACACUGUGAUGUUAGUGGCCCAGGGAUCUGCAUCUCAUUGGCUUCAAGAUUCUCUCAUGGUUGUCGCCUCAAGUGGCAAUCAGUGUUUCACCGUCACAACCUCUGGAAGGUUCACUAGAGAAGCAACUUUGAUGCUGAUGCAGAAUUAAUGAAAAAUGGCAAGACCCCCAUUGAUAGAGUGACCAUACGUCCUCUUGUACCCGGACACCUUCUGUCUGGCCUUGUUUAUAAAAUCCUUGAAAUUUCUGGGGUUUUGUAUGGAAGUUUUGAGUUUGUGUCAUGUGGACUUGCUGAGUUAGAAGCGUGUAAAAAAACACUCAAUCAAACCCGGAAAACUCUCAAAAUUAACUACACACAACUCCAUGACUCCGCCCCAUGUAGUCAUGUCCUCUUUUGGGGGAUUCAGAAUAUGGUCACCCUACCCAAUAAAAGCAAAAAAUAACAUUUUUAUUUCUAGUUUAUGACUGAUUCCCAAUCUUAAUGGAAAAUAAGUGAUGGAUGGACUCUUAGCAGAUACCUUCUUUUAAGAAAAAAAGCUGUACAUCACUUUUUUUUCACCUAUUAAAGUCCCAAUGAGGCAUGAGGCCAGAAGAGGAAUAAGAAUUAAAUAAGAAAGAAAGCAGUGAUAAGGCAAGUUGAUGCUAUUCCCUUGACACUGUGGUGUUUUAAAGGAUGGACUCUAACUGAGACAAAAAAGAAAAGAAAAACAGCGCUGGAAGAGAAGAAGAAAGCCCUUUGUAUGAUCAAACAGAUACCUCUCGAGCUGCUGAUCACAAAUUCUAAACCAUGAGGCCAAACAGCGAAGGCAGAGAGGAAAAUAAUGACACAGACAACUUAAUCUAAUCCCAUACGGUGUGUGUGAGUAACACAAGAAGAAUAAAAAGAGUCAUUUCUGGUGGAGAGUUUUCACUCUGAGGGAGGAUCAGUCACACCAUGUUGAUCUUAUUGUCCAGGAUAAGAGGAUGAGCAGCAGAGUCCUCUGGAAAGCUCUACUAACACCCUGACAGAACACAGAAAAUAAUAGGAGGAUGACAAAUUACAGUUUUUACAAAGACUGGUCUGGUUGAUUAUGGAUAAUUAUUAAAAUCUGGUUGCUGAGAGGAGUUCGGUGCAUAAAAGACUAAAGGUGAUGGUGGAGGCACUGAGUGGUUGUCAAUCAGCACUUGGAGCAGGUCAGCAGAAGGUCCAGGCUACAGGUGGUUGGGAUUGGUUUGGCUCAGAGAUGUCAGCUGAACGGUGGAUCAGAUGUCCCACACAUGGACACACACCGUUGACAUCCUGAGGAUCCCUCAAGAUUUUGAAAGUCCAAAUGAAAUCACUAAAUAAAUGGGCCAGGUAUGGUUUCAGAACAUGGUCCUACAGAACCACACAUUUACAGUGAAGUUGUUUUAUCUGCAGUUACAUGUCGGUGUCUUCACAGCUGUUUUAGACUCUGAUUGGCUUUUGCUGUGAUUUAGAGGCACUGUUGCUGAUGAUGGAGCCACAUCUGUUAUAUGGAGAAAGUCUGAAUCCUCUCAUUUCACACACUGUUUGAGAGCAAUUUAAAAAAAAUGGCAUUGAGGAAAAAAUAGACCAGUAGGCAGUUCAGCUACAUAGAAAAAAAUAAAAAAUAAAAUGAUGGAUGGUGUCAUUUCAGAACAAGAAGGAAAAAAACAAAACCAGACAACAGCUGAGAGGAGCGAUAUUUUAACCAUUUUUACCUCCUCUUUUCCGGUUAACACAGACUAAUGUAGAAGGGACAGGGCUGGCGUAGAGGGUUUGAUAGAUCCUGGGGGAAAUCUCCUGCAAACAUAAAUAUGUUCUUUUAAGUUUCAUCUGCCUCCUGAUGUGGUUUCAUUUAUGAUCUCUUUCAUGAGCUGUCUGUUAUGUUUCGAUAUUUAUGGCUCCAGAAAUACGCUCAUUCCUCUCAAUCAAACCCCCUCCCUCCCAGCAGACAGCACAAGGUUAGGACUUGAGACCAAAGUGUUUUAUGAGUGUAUAUGAAAUACAGACAAGAAUCGUAUUAAAGUCUUUGUAUUAUUGCUGAAAUGUGUAUCACACAGCUUUAUUAUGGUCUUUUACUAUAUAACUGAAACUUUGUGACUAAAUCUUACUACGUACUCUAAACUACUUCAAACUAUGGCUGCUACACAGUCAUGUUUUUUGUGUUUACCUCCCCAAAUCCCCACAGGUCUGAAAUGGUCCGUUCAUAUUUAAAAAAAAAAAAAAUUAAAAAAGGAAACAAAUAUUUUCCAGAAUCACCAGUAUUGAUAAUAAGAUUGUACAUUUAUAGACUUAAGCUUAGUUUUUCCUCCUAAAAUUUUGAUGUAUUAUUUUAAUUUUUGCCUACAUGCCUCUGCUUCUCUUUAUCUCAGAGGGAAUUACUGUCACAUUUAAGGCACAAGCAAGGAUAGAGCCAGGUUCACCACUUUUUAAAUAGUCCAACAGUUUAAGACCAAUGUUUCUCAAUGUACAAGUGCGGGAGUUAAGUGAUUUCAUCAUCUACAGUCAAUAAUGUCAUUAAAAGAUUCAGAGAAACAGAGAAAUCUCUGCAGGUAAUCAGCAAGGUUGAAAACCGACACUAAGUGAUUGUGACCAGUAGCGGUUCUAGGCACGGGCGAACAGGGCAGCCGCCCGGGGCGGCAUUUGUGUCAUGACUCAUGGGGGGCGGCACGAGCACUUCCAAAAAAAUAAAAUAAAAGAUAAUAAUAAUAAAUCUUAACCGCAAAGCGGUUUUGUAUUAACUCUUGUUGUCAAAUUGGCGCCCCCCCGCUGCUGUAGGCGCCCCUGCUUGCUCCGAAGGUGCUGCACAGAGGCUGACAGACUGUAGGAGACGAGGCGGGGAGAGAGUCGCGGGGGGACAGCUCUGCUCUGUGUACGCAUGUCAGCAUAUCAGCGGGAGCGCGGAUACGUCAUUUUGUAGUUUUUUAAUCAUUUCUGGAGUCGCGGUGAAUGAAAUCACCGUACCCGUCUGCCUUUGAUAGGCGAAUAAAGCGCUCGGGUUCAUGCUCGGAUCUUGCUACGUGCUUGAUGAGCUUCAUGAGUGAAGUAAACAAAGACGGAGGCAAAGAGCAGCUUCAGAGGAGAAACAUCCAGCAGUGUGAACAACCUCUUCAUAUGGAGUGCUGUGGCUCACACUAUCAGCGUUUUCUCUGAGUGUUGCAUGACUUUGGGUGAGAACAGAGAUGAACACACUGUCAGUCACGUAUUCAUUUAUUCAUUUUUUAGUGUUUAGUUCUGCUUUUGUACUGGCACUAUACUGGGGCAGCUGUUUACCCUUUCAACACCUUAUUUUCUAUAUUUACAUUUGUAUUGAAUGGACACUUUUCCAGAAUCACCAGUAUUGAUAAUAAGAUUGUACAUUUAUAGACUUAAGCUUAGUUUUUCCUCCUAAAAUAUUGAUGUCUUAUUUCAAUUUUCGCCUACAUGCCUCUGCUUCUCUGUACCUCGGAGGGAUUUACUGUACAAUUUAAGGCACAGGCAAGGAUAGGGCCAGGUUCACCACUUUUUGAAUCGUCCAACAGUUUAAGACCAAUGUUUCUCAAUGUACAGGUGCGGGAGCUAAAUGAUUUCCAUAUCUACAGUCAAUAAUGUCAUUAAAAGAUUCAAAAAACAGAGAAAUCUCUGCAGGUAAUCAGCAAGGUUGAAAACCGACACUAAGUGAUUAUGACCUUAGAUCUCUCAGGCAGCACUGCAUUAAAAAUCCUCAUCACUCUGUAAAGGAUACAACCAUUGCCAUAAUCUCUACAUCUACAAGUGCAAGUUUAAAAAAUCAACAUCAACAACAGCCAAAAACAAUGCAUGUUUCUCUAAACCCAGGCUCAUCUGAGAUGGACUGACCCAAAGUGGAAAGGUCUGUUUUAGUCUAGGUUUUAUUCACAUUUCACACAGUGUCCAAACAUCAUUGUAAUGGCAUAGUAGUUCCCAAAAGUUGCACCUUUUCUGUGAAUUAAAAAUAUUGGUGUGUUCUCUCAUCUGUUUUUUGCUUUUGCCUCUUUAACCCACUCACGUCCUUUUCCAGGUCUGUAACAGCACUGCCAGUUUGUUCCGUCUAUCUUUAAACUGUAGCAUUCAGCUAAUUUUAGGUGUGCUGUUCACUGGUAUAGUGGAGGAACAGCAUCCUCAGUUUGUUUUGCUCUAACCAUGUUUAUUUUAGGAGUCUGUGAUUUAAUAAAUGUGUGUGAGGUCAAACAGUCUUUCAAGUGUUUAAAAUUUCUCCUACACACUGAAGCUUUGCCAGUGAUGAAUGUGUGCAGAGCUUUUGGUACCAUCUCCAUAUUUAAACCCUCAAAUGAAUGCAUAUCUAGAGUUUGAACAUGUAUUUUUUUUUCCUGAAAAGAAGAUUCAGCUCACAGAAAAAGAUGAGAGCAGGAGAUGGAUCUCAGGAGAUGUGAAGCCAGACAGCCAGCAGUUUCUCAUCCCACCUGGUGUUACAGCUUUGUCACUGAAUUUCUGCUUCUCUCAUAUCUCAGGGUUCAGUUAGGGUUAAAGCAGCUGUGCAAAAUGCUGUCCGCACAGUUUCUCUAUCUGUUUAUACAACAUGCGUUUCCUCAACCAAAGUUUCUACAGCAGAAAGUAGAUAAAUCAACAGUUUUCUGACCAAGACAGUGCAAUAUGGUCAACCAUUUUUAGAAAUCAACGUAGAAUCUCAUGGAAAUGUCAGCCGUCCUGUCUUCCUCUUGCUCCCAUAGACAAGAAAAACAUUUCUACUUGUACCUGAAUGAAGCUGUUUGAGCUGUUGAUCUUAGCGAAUACAAACACAAAUUGUAGACCGACAAACAAACUGUUUCCCUCCCUCUCUCUCUGUUGUUGGACAUUCUGUCACUUCUUGGUGUUUAUAAAGACUCAGCUCUUUGAAUCAUCUUUGUUGUCAGAGAUAACCAAAUCACUGCCACGCAUGAAAGGAAGUCCCUCAUGUCUCUAAAAAGAGACAGCAGACUUUUCUUUCUCUAUCUUUUCUCGGUGUCAGAAUCCACUGAAAUGAAAAAGAGCUGCAUCCCUCUGCAGCCUCAUCAUCUCCUGAUUAUUUAACGUAAUUUAAUUUUUUUGUUAUUUUUCUGCUUCUUUUUACUCAGAGGCGUUUUGCUAUGAAAGGGUUUGUGGUUAAAUUGUAUCUUACAGGUUGGAAAGACUGUGAGUUUUUACCUUUGAGUAGUAUCGUUCACCUUAUUCUUGCUUUCACAACAACAGAUGGAGAAACCUCAAAAGCCUUUUCAAAAUGACACGGCUGAUUUUUCAUCUCAUUUUACCACAACAGUUCUGUCACUUUGUCUUUUAUGAAGUUAUGUAAUCCUGGGGGGAAAUAAAUCUUUUGAUUUAUCCUUUCUGGUCUGUGUUUUAUCACUGUCACCUUCAUCCAGCAGUCAGAGCAGGAAAAAUCUAAAAAAAACUGCUCAGCACUCACUACAUAGUGAAACGAUAUUUGGUGGUGCUAUAUGAAUUCUGAGUGAAAAUUGAUAUACCCUAUAUAGUGCACUUAUUGUUUCCCACAAUGUAUUUUAAAAUGGACUGUGCACUAACCAAGCAAUACAUCCCAUCAUGCAUUGUGGCUUGAACAAAAACAGCAAAUAGACAAUAGCUCUUUUUUUUUUCAAACAGGUGUUUAAACUGUUGAACAUUUUACAAAACAUGAUAAAAUAUAAAGUACAAACAGUGAACUACAUCGGAAUAAAAACAAGAUUAAACUUUUUUUAAAGCUCCUGUGAGGCAUUUUUUUGUGAAACUCAUAUUCAGGACUCUCAAGACUAACAGUGUCUAUGCUUUAGUGUUUCAUGCCUGUAGCUAGUGCAAGGGUAUGAGGGGGUAGGUGAGGAGGUGAAAGUCAGUGGAGCUUUUGAAUUGUCCACAUUAGAGCUUCUGUGAAGAGGCACCAAAAUCAGCACAGCCAAAAAGUAACAUUUGACUGCCAAAAUAUAACAGGAUAAGAUUUUUUUUUACUACUCAUACUUUAUAGGACAAUCAGCAAACACCACUGUGUCCACAGAGGGCGCCAAAGUUGACACAAAUCUUAAGUUCCUCAUAGGAGCUUUAAAAACCAAAAGACUUUCUUUGGAGUUUCUUCCCCAUGAUAACAGCUAGGAGACAGUCUGCACAAGAUCUGUCAAUUAAAUGUGUUUAACAAAUUAAGGAUUUUAUUAUUGUUUUAAAGAUAUUAGUAUUAAGUAUCUGUAUUUGUCAAUACAUGUUAUUGAUAAAAUAAUGCAAUAAUGUAUUUAUCACUGAUCUCCAGCUGAAUUUGAGCUGUACAUUUAACUGUGCAACAGCGAUGGUGCCAUUACUCAGUAGUGUCCAGAAUGUACCCUCUAAACUGUUCUCUCUUAUACUCUUUUAAAUAUUAUUUUUUACUAAAAUGGAUCCUUAAGUCUGAGCUUUGAAGUGAGGCUGGCUUCUGAAGUGAGAACACAGAAUAACUGGGAGCUCUUAGUACAGACUGAGCCAAAUAUAUGUUCAAGGAGAAACCUGGAUCUUCUCUCAAGACACCACUUUCUUCCUCCUCCUCCUUUUUUAAUUGGCAACUUAAAAAAGAAACAUACCGUUGAUGAUGAGAACAAAAACAGUGUGUUUCACAUAAACGUUGAACUGAAGUGUAAUUAAAAGAUCUACACCCUGUUUGAUAUCUUUGUAUUCAUGUCUGUAUUUGCUCUUACAGCAUGUUAGCUACUCCUCAGAUCCCUUGGUGUGAAGUGGACUUUUGUGUCUGUGGAUGUGUAGUGGCUGGAAAAGGAGUUACAUCCAGUUCUGACUGACCUGAGGGAGAGGCAGCAGUUAAUAAAACCUCACAGCUGCAGCGAAUCAAAUCAGUUCAGAGGAUUUUGUUUUGCAUUAAUUGUUUUUCCUGCUUUCUCUGUAUCUGCAUCAGCUGGGAGGAAAUCAUUUCCUUGACGAAGAAGCUCCACGCUGCAAGAGGAAAAAUAAAUUGCUUUUCUGGUGCUUCAGUGUGGAUGUGGAAAUGAAUUCCAAUGUUGCUGUGAUUAGUUUCAUAUCAGAUUGUGAGCUGAAGGAUUUGGUGCUUAAAAAUCUGAAUGUGAAACAGCAGAGGAAUCCUAAACUAACCAAAUAUUUGUUUUUUCUUUUGUUUACAGCAGAAAGAAAUAUGGUAAGCUGCUUUUCCCCCAGUGAUAGAAAAUCCUCUCAAUAUCAGAUGGACAAACUUUCCAUCUGUUUUAGUCUUGGUUUUCCUUUGUUAUCUUUUGUUUUACUAACAUUUUCUCAUGCUCUUAUUUUUGCCCCUCUUCAUUCCUUUCUUUCUGCUCAUCUAUUUCCCUCCUUUAUCAUUCUUUGACCCCACCUUAUAUCCGUCUUGUUUCCGUGCCUUGCACUUUCUUUAUUUCUUUACUUUUUUUUUUUUUUUUUUUUUUUUUUAAUCUAAAUCCUCUUCUGACUCAAUCCUCCCUCUCUCCUUGCAGAGUUGAGGAGUGGACCUGGAGCUGAACAGGCUGAUGAUGGAGGGGAGGUGACGUGGCAGCUGGGGGUGUCCACACUCACCUGUCUUGGAGGCAUUGUGCUGCUGGCCAUGGUGAGGGGGUUAAAUUGAGUAGAUCAUGUGGCAAAACAUUAAAAAAAUAAGAAUAAUAAAAAUAAAAAAAAUGAACAGAGACAGUCCUUUUUUUCAUCUUUGUUUCUGUAUUUAAAACAACAUUAACAACAAUAAUACGUUAAACUUUAAAUACAUAUCAGAGGUGAAAAAAAAACAUGUGCAUACAGAGCUUGACACUAACUUUUUUCACUAGAGCACAUGUGCUCUUAAGUUGAAAAAGAAAGGAGCACACAAAGAACUUUAGGGGCACACUGGAAAUUGAUUAAGUAAUGUGUGUCUUAUUGGUCGACAUAAGUUCUAUUAUUUGAAAUCAAUUUUAGGUCAAUUGGUCAUGUGACAUGGAAGCUAUUAAAGGUAAACAGCUUUUUUGAGAACAUCAACCAGUAAUUUAUUGAUGGUCCCUUAUUCAACAACCGAUGUCGACGAGUAGGUUUAACCUCGCUGCUGUUGCUAUUACCGGUUGUGGAGAGUGAGAAGACACCGGUUGAUCUGCGGUGAAUGUCCGUCGAAUAUCCAACCUAAAACUAACUUCACCGCGGUAUUAACUUGAAAAAACAUUUGUUGACUCAGCUGAUUUUUUUUAUGCACACAUGUGCCCCUAAAUACAUUUUACAAUAUGCACACAUCUAUUUUUAGUUGCAAAUGUGAGUGAAACGGUCACACUGUCGAGCCCUGGCAUAACUGCAAAAGCGAGAGAUGGACGAAGGUUAGAUUGAUGUGUAGUUGAAUCAGUUGGUAAGCAGGCAGAUCCACAGCAGCAUUGCAAAAGUUUUGAAACCACAGGACUAAAAGUGUGUGCUUGAACUGAACAUUGAUUGCUUUUGCAGCAGGACUUUCAGGUAGAUGCUGAUCAUCGCUGACACACAUCAGAGUUUGUCUAUGUGCAGAAUGACAGAAACCUCUGUUCAAUAAAGCUCUCAUCUCUCUGUGAUCACUGCAGAUCUAUACUCCUUCAGAGAAACACACACUCAUACACUAUAUGUCAGACAGAAAAUAAACACACAACUCACUGCAGUUUGAUGUUUCCACUGAAAGGUGAAGAGCAAAAAGUCAUGAGCGAAGUGACAGAUGUUUGUUCUCACUGAGACGCUGCUCUUGCUCUUUUUUUUAUCUUACAGUAGGAGAUGUAAUAGUUACAGAUUUUAUUUGCUUAAUUUGAUUCUCAAAGUGAAAUCAGAAGAAGAAACAGCUUCCUGAAACAAAUGAGGUAGAAUCAGUGUUUCACUAACAAGCUCUAACACCAGAACCAGAACCUUCUAACUGAGAGUGAACCGUUUUCAUUUUCUCCUCCCCUGAAUUUCUUAUCGCUCUCUUGCUGUGUGGUUCCUCUCUGUUUGCUCAUUUGCUCACACCGCCAGUGUGAUCCCCACAUCUCUUUACUGUACAUCCCAAAUGCUAUCAUUAGUAUUUGAUUCAUAGCCUUUGAAACUUGCUGCAGUUCAAACUUAUAAGCAUUAACGCUCUUCUCACAAUCCAGAGUAUUAUAUAAUGAGGGCCAUCUGAUGGAAGCUCGGUAUUAGUAUGUUUUCUUUCGUUUUGCCAUGAAUAAGGGGCCUUUGUCUGGAAUAGUUUACAUCUGGUUGGAUGCAGCUGUACCCACCCUGACUUGAAUUUCAACAUUUGACAGAGUGAAGAAACAUUGACAUCAGGAUUAGUCAGAGUUUGUCCUCUGCAGGUGUGAGACACAGAUUAGUGAAAGAGAGAGGCCUCCUCAUAUCUGUUAUUUACAGUCAGUGCUAUCUCAGCAUCAGGGCAUCUAACUGUAUCCAAGCAGACUGCGAUCAGUCACACCAUCAUGUUGUCAGAAACUGUGCUUGGAAAUCGCUCCAGCUGAGCACAAAUAGGCUGCACUGAGGUAAUCUAUUACAGCAGCAGAGACAGACUUUUUUGACUAGCACAGACUUAAGGUGGCCGGGGGAGCUAAAACUUAAAGGGCUUACCCCAACCCAGGAGGAUUAUCUCUAAUUAACCACAUAAAAUCAUCUAAAAUUUCACAGUCUUGAACAGAGCGGCACAUUUAUAUCCGACAACUUAAUUCUUAGAGGACUCAAAAAGAAGACACUUUGGCUUAAAGCUGCCAUUUUUAUUAACAAAAUGAAAUGUUCCCAUUAAAAGGCAAAAAGGUUUGUAGCAGCCUUUAACACAUGACCUGAAUGCAAAGUGGUUGACUUCAAUAUAAAAGCCACCUCUGUUUGGGACCUCAGAGCUUUGUAAAUGAUCUUUCGGCACCAUAGACUGUUUGCUGUCAGUGGGUGAAGCCAUUGCGGGAACAGCACCCUCUGGUGACGGGCUGCAGUAUAAGUCAUAAAUCCCGCCUCCUCCAGCAAUCCCUAUGGAGCUGUGGACAAACUUUAGAAAUUUAUUACACAGAGUAUAAAUUUUUCUCCCCCCUGGUUGCAAUGUUGACAUGUGGUUACUAUAAGACUGGUUUGUGCUCAAGUCCUCUUUUUUCAUUUUUAAAAGUUAUAAGAGGGUUCAUGUUUUCUAUGAUUGACACUUGAUACAGCCUAUGGGCGUACGAAGAUUCAUCACAGUGACUCUCGGCAAUUCUCCCACCGAAUGCGUACAACGGAAGCGCGCAAGUGGUGGUUUCAGGAAGUGGAGAAAAUCCCAGAAAUACAGAGAGCAACUUGGCUUCAGAUGCGUAUAAUGACAGAAGGCGGGGCCAUGUUGUCCAUAGUAUAUACAGUCUAUGAUUGGCACCCUAGUUACCCCCAUGUACUUCUAAUAAGUUAGUGAGUACAUCUCUGACGUACCAAAAAGGAAGUGCACAGGGUUGACUGGUUCACCUCUACACUGAUAGGACUGAGUGUCUCUGUUGUCCCUGAUGAGACCUCUUGUAUCUGACAAAACAUGAGAGUGGUCAAUUCUUGGAAUGCAAUCACUUCAAUCAACAACGAACAAAGGGUCACUGGAUGUUCUGUUAAUAAAAUGAUGUGAAUCAUAUACUUCAGCCUAUAACCUGACCCAAAUGCAAUAUAAGACCUUCAAGUUAUUUCUGGCUACUGUGCGUCAUGUUGGGAUCACAUCCACGUAAACAAGAUUCUUAAGAGCUUUAGGCCAAAAGAUUGUGUAAUAAAUCAAUAUCUAAUUAAUGAGGAGAGAAUAAAUCACUGCUGAUCCUCCUUUAAAAAGUAGCUAAGGUAUUUCUUAACAGAUUGCCUCCAAACUGCUUUCAACUCUAUUUACCAAUAAUGCUGUGGAAGCUGCUUUGCCGUUUGUGGUUAAUAAGUGGAGCUACUGGAGUCAAUUAUUCUCACACACCUGAAUUAAAACUGGUAAUUGAAAAACUGCUACAUCCUGAGUGAAAUGACGUUUUUCCCUUCCAUCCCUUGUCAUUUUACUUACCAGCACCCUGCUCGAACCCCUUCUUUGCAGUGCAGGAUUAUACUUUGACUUUAUCAGUAAAAAGAUUACUCCCUAUAAGAAUAUAAAAGCUUGUCUUUCAUUUGGCAUAGAUAUAUCUGAAAAAAAAAUGAAUUUUUAAAAAAUAUGUAUGGUGGAAUAGACUGCUUUUAUCAUAACUCCUGUUACAGGCAGUGUUGCCAGAUUGGGCGGUUUACUGUCCGAUUUGGCGAGUUUUUAAUAUUGUGAAAACAUGUCUCUCUCUCUCUCUCUCUCUCUCUCUCUCUCUCUGUCUCUGUCUCUGUCUCUCUCUCUUUUGGAUAAAUAGUUAAAUAAAUACACUGACAGCUGUGGGUGAGGUUUGAUUCUUCCAUGUAUCAGCCAGCCGACCUGGCUUCCAUUGACUGUAAAAAGUUUUUCCAUCUCAAUAUUGUUCAAGUUAAUGAAAAGACGCUGAGUCUGCGUAAAAGGUAAGAUGAUUUUUUAUGUCACCUUGUCUUAUUUGCACUGUGACUGAUUUGUCGCCCACUUUAAGCAUUUGCUUGUUUAUUUUAAAACUAGUUUUUAGUGGUUUAGUGUUUGAAAUCUCAAAGUGUUGAGGGCUUUUCGUGAAGCUGAACAUUUCUUAAAUGCUUCCUACGUCCACUCUUCCUCUCCACCAAAAACAUAAACAACAGGAGCUCCUACAGAGUCCUGGUGGCUUGCUGGGACCAGAUGGAUGAAGUAUAGAGCUGAUGAUUCUGCAGAGACUGGGUGGAGAUGGGGAGGUGGAGGGUGUGCAUAAACUAACAGCAUGAAAGAACUAGAGGCAGAGAAAAAAUGUUUCUCAAAUGAGAGCAGAACAAAGAUAGGCUGAUGGUGAGGAUGUGCUUCCGUGCUGUAAGUAAACAUUGGUCACUUAACCGAUGGCUGCUCGCAGUGGUAAAAGCAGGAAAAGUGAGCGAGCAUAAGAGCGGAAGAGAGACUUAAGCAGCUGUGUCAGCUCUGGAGCUACACGUACAUACAGUAAGUUCUCUCUAAACAGUCAUAUGCAUUUCAAUAGGAUGUUUGCUCCCUUAUCCAACAUUCACACACAGACAUAUCAGCCUCCAAACACCCCACCUUUAUACCCAGGUUGCACAGGAACAUAAUGACCUACUAUUGAUUCCUCUCUUGUCGCCUCUCUUCUCUCCUCUCGCUUUCUAACCCGCUUUGCAAUAAGGGGUUAUAAUAAUAGAAAGGCUGCUGUGUGUGUGUGUGUGUGUGUGUGUGUUUGUGGGUUUUCUGCUUUUUGAGCUGAGCAGCAAAAUUGUAUUUGUGCACAUGUGUGAGUCAGAGUUGAUCGAGUGUAUUUAUGCACUGUGUGAGUGAAUUGGGUACAUGAUGGUGCAUGCUCUAACAUGGUUCUGGAGCGCUAACCUGGUUGUGUACAAAUAGGUCCCAUGAAUAGGACAUGCAUUUCAGUCCUUCACAACGCCAGCAGAUUAUCAGGUGAGAAGAAUUCACAGAGAGAGAUUCUGCCUUUUGUUCCCAGUGAGACACUUGAACGCUCUCUUUAAAUUUCUUUUUUUUCCCUCUUCUCACAGACUUGUGAUCAUGUUGUAACUCUGUUAGUGUCAGAGCGAGGCUACUGUUUGAUUUAGUUCAGUGGUUCUCAGUAUAAACUAUGUGACAUUUUUAUCAAGAGAUUAACUAAGAUGACAAAAAAUAAUGUAUUCUUUUUGUUUCAGUAAAUUAAUAGUUACUGUUAAAUGUGGUCAUGAAUAAAGUAUAUGAUGCUUUAUAUAAUGAUAUUUAAUGACUAACAAUGUCUCAGGUGUGAUAUGACACAUCGAAUAACACGUGUGCAGAAACUAUAAAAAAAUAAAUAUUAAUAAAUAUUAAUAAUAAUUUUGUCUCACACAUACUGAAAAUAGCAAACAAUCAGGAAGACAGAUGGCCUUAUAUUAAACUAUGAUUUGCACUCAAGUGAGUAAUGAAAAUGGAAAAGUGUUUUAAAAACAUAAGAGAAAAACAGCAAAAAGGACAUGUUAAUCUUUGUGCACAUGCUGAGGCAGGGUGCCCUCUCAAUGAACUUUCAUAGUCCCUGGGACUGAUUUAGGCCAUGGAGCCAGUGUUUUCCCUCAUUUUGUGAUGUCCUACUUCUUUUACCUCACAGAUGAUUGCGUGGACAGAUUUUCCAGCAAAGCACCGGCACCUGAGAUGUCUUGAUACUUAAAUCACUGUACUUCUAAUAAGAUGCUUGGUUUUAAAGCAAGGUUACAUACUUGCUUGAAAACUGUUAGUGUGAAUGUGCAUGCAACACACAAAAAAAAUCAUGUACCAAAGAAAAAAGUAACAUAGAAACAAACAUGACAACAAAAAGGCCAGAAACAGCUACAAAGAGAGGCACAAUGAUUUCAAAGAGAGACAUAAUAGCUGCAAAAGGCAUGUUGUUUGUAGUCAUUUUCUGAGUCUCUUCCUUUUCUGUCUUUUAUGCCAGUGAAGUGAUGGACCUGUUUCAUAUCCAAACUGAGAGAGAAAACUCAUUGUCAUCCUCCCCAUGUCGUCAUUUUCUGGAUCCACCAAGAAGUGGAACGUCUUCAUUGUUGUCUUUAUCAUAUCCAAAUCACAACAGUCAUUGUACUAAUAUGCUUUCCAAAAAAAGAACAAGUCUAGACCACACUUUUUUUUUUCAACACAGCCUGCUGUGUCACUUCUGUUUUCUUCCCUCUUGAUUUACCUCUAGUCUGCUGUUGACGGUCUUGAUAACUUCUAAGCAAAUGUCAGACAGUUAUCUUCAAAAAGAAAAAAAUGUGAUAUAUGCGUGGAAAAAAAAAUGAGGCAGAGAAGACCUCUUGUUCACGUUCUUCUUUGAGCUUCACGAUGUAUUUCUUUCACAAAAGAAGCACAAGGGUGAAGAGACAAAGCAAACAGAGAGGCACCAAUAGACAAAGAGCGUCUGGAGACAAGUUUUCCUCUCCUUCCAAAGGUUCAGGCCUCUUUUUAAAGUUGAUAAGCAUGACUGCACUGCACUGAUAUCUCUGUGUAUGUGGUGUCAGUAAUGUGUUCAUGUUGCUGAGGAUUUUUUUUGUCACUGCACACAUAUUAAUAAAAGCAGUCUCUCUUUUUUACCUCCUCCUCUCCCUCCCUCUUUUGUGUACUUUCCCCAUCUGUAAAUGCAAUUUCGUUGUGCACAGUUGCAAUGACAAUAAAGACCAUACCAUACCAUACCACACCAUAUAAGAGUUCAUCUGUAAAACCAACUCCGAGAGAGCUCCAGGAUUGCCAGACAUUGUCUUCAUUGCUUUCUUUCUUUCUUUCUUUCCUCCCUGCUCCUAUGGCCCUCUGUCCUGAAGGGUAUCUUGUAUGUACCUUGAGUGCUUGUAUUUUGACAAAAUGUAAUACUGUCCAAGUUUUUCCUUUUUACUGCAGAUCUAUGUAAACAAUCUGUUCAAUGAAAACUCCAUCCCUUUACAGUGAAGGUCUGUGUCCUGGUCUCUUAAGAGAGCUAUUACACUGAGGAGGAGUUACAUGAAAUCCAUUGUGGGUUCACAUGGAGCUGCAUUUCAUUGUGUUUUUAAACCUUGUACUGAUUCGUUUCUUUGUGUUUCUCUUGCAGGACACAGAGAUCCUCAACACAGCAGCUCCGACUGAGCAAACUAUCUCUGUACCAGAAAAGGUGGUCACCAUGAGAACAGAUGGAGCUCUCUCUGAUGUAACAGAAGCUGUGGAGAGCAGGUCAAACAGACGGACAGGUUAUCAAGGUGAGUGGGAUGUGUUUUGAGCAGCUGCUACUUACAGAUGUCAUGUGCUUCAUGGUCAGCUUUGUGAAUGAAAAGAAUGAACAAAAGGUUGUUGUUGUUGUUGUUGUGCAGGAGUGCUUUGUGUGAUCAUUUAUCUUGGAAGCAGGUGCUGAAUUUCCUCCAGCAAGAAAGAGCAUGGCUUUUUUUUUUUUUUUUUUAAAUUCAGAAAUUGAAAAGCUAUCCUAA
This is a messenger RNA of Xyrichtys novacula (pearly razorfish), 15215 nucleotides long. NCBI's taxonomy places the organism in Eukaryota, Metazoa, Chordata, Actinopteri, Labriformes, Labridae. The record is from the annotation of a GenBank genome assembly.